Bradysia coprophila is the source of this 1442-nucleotide messenger RNA. RefSeq names its product transcription factor giant (gene gt). Lineage: Eukaryota; Metazoa; Arthropoda; Insecta; Diptera; Sciaridae. Gene Ontology annotation, biological process: regulation of transcription by RNA polymerase II. The record is from RefSeq and is a predicted model, not a curated record. Gene Ontology annotation, molecular function: RNA polymerase II cis-regulatory region sequence-specific DNA binding; DNA-binding transcription factor activity, RNA polymerase II-specific. Gene Ontology annotation, cellular component: nucleus.
AAAUUUUGGUCAGUUUGGUGCAAAAUUUAUUACCUGUCGCAUACAGUGUGCACUUAGAGGUCGUCGAAGAAAGUUGUAAUUCGUAGUACGAAUUGUUUUUUUUGGGCAAAAGACGAAAAAUUUGGGAAAAUCUCAAAGUUUUUAAAAGUUUUGAAAAAAAAAAGUUUUUGUGUUUAAUUUUGGGUGGAAUCGACAAUGAAAAUUAAGGAUCGCAAAUAUUUUGUGGAUAUUAAAACUGAAACCAUGACAGAUACCACAUCAUACUCUCAUCCAAUGAAAAAAUCUUACCAACCUCUGGACCUAUCAGUUCGAUGUGAUUCCGUCGAUACGUAUAAAACAUUGUCACCGUACAGUACCGGCAGCGGUUCACCGCCUAUGGAAACUUCGCCAGACAAAAACAAUCAUGAUCGUUCUGCCACGUAUUCCGAUCAUUCUCUACAAGAAUCUUCAUAUCCACCGUUUCUGAAAGAUUUUACCAAUACGUAUCCAUGCCAGAAACGCGACUCACCAUCACCGGAUCAAUUAUAUUAUACUAAGCAACACAAUCAGCCAACAUGCAAUAUAGCGCCGUACAUGUUACAAGCAGCAGCGCUACAGCAACGUCUUUCACAGCAUACCCCGCCAGCUGAAGAUGAUUCGUCGGAGACAUUGAACAAGCAAAUGGGCAAUUCGUAUCCGUACCAAAUGAUCGUCGGACGGGAUGGAAAAUUAUCCCGACCGUUUAAAGCUUAUCCGAGAGAUCCAUUUAGUAUGGCUUCGUUGUCGCUUGUGAACAGCCAGUCAGCGGAGAAAUUCGAAAUGUUUCGUAUGAAAAUGUUGAAGCACAUACACGCUGCAAAUGGUGGUCAGCCGACCGUAUCAAAUCCGAAAAUGCGACGAACAUCAUCGAGAGCUGAAAGUACCAGUAAUUUGGACAUUGAGACAAUCACAAAUAACAAUAACUCCGACUCAUCGACCAGUGGUGUUAAGGAUAGCGCAUACUAUGAACGACGAAAAAAGAACAAUGCUGCGGCUAAGAAGUCAAGAGAUCGCCGAAGGAUCAAAGAAGACGAAAUAGCGAUCCGAGCAACGUUUUUGGAAAAUGAAAACCGCGAAUUGCAAGCUGAACUCAUUUCGUCCAGAAAUCAGAUCACCGAAAUGAAAAUGGAAAUAGCUACACUUCAUAAGAAAAUGGCUAUGCAAGGUGCGGGACAGUGAUUUCCAAAGAAAUAUAUAUUUGGUUUGUCGAUGUGUCGGUCGAGAUUGUGAUUUAGUCUUAAAAAUAAUUAGGUUUUAACUUUUAACCCGAUGAUUAAUGGUUUUAAUUUUUAAUUCACUUUGAUCGGGCGUGUGAUUCUUAUUCUUGUCGAUUUUCAAAUUGUAUACAUUAAUGCAGGUAAAAAUCGAACGAAUAACUGUAAUUUUGGUCUGUACAAAUAAAUAUUUUAUUUUGACGCUUUAAA